Amaranthus tricolor (Joseph's coat) is the source of this 778-nucleotide messenger RNA. Its product is annotated as abscisic acid receptor PYL10-like. The record is from RefSeq and is a predicted model, not a curated record. Gene Ontology annotation, biological process: abscisic acid-activated signaling pathway. The coding region runs from base 24 to 575 and encodes 183 amino acids. The transcript is spliced from 3 exons. Gene Ontology annotation, cellular component: cytoplasm; nucleus. NCBI's taxonomy places the organism in Eukaryota, Viridiplantae, Streptophyta, Magnoliopsida, Caryophyllales, Amaranthaceae. Gene Ontology annotation, molecular function: abscisic acid binding; signaling receptor activity; protein phosphatase inhibitor activity.
UAAAAACAAGAAAAGAAAUAAUAAUGGAGACGGAGUCUGAGUUUAUCAACAAAUACCAUAUGCAGCUAGAUGUUGGAGCUAAUCAGUGCUCUUCUAUUCUCACUAAACAUAUCAAAGCUCCUGUUCAUAUUGUUUGGUCUUUAGUAAGGAGGUUUGAUCAACCCCAGAAGUAUAAGCCAUUUGUAAGCGAAUGCAUACUAACAGGUGAUUUUAAAGUUGGAACUGUUAGAGAAGUUAAUGUUAGAUCAGGACUCCCUGCAACUACUAGCACCGAAAUAUUGGAGCUUCUUGAUGAUGAACAGCAUAUUUUUGGCGUCAGAAUUAUGGGCGGUGAUCAUAGAUUAAGGAAUUACACGUCGAAAAUAACAGUACACCCCGAAAAAAUCGAUGGGAAGCCGGGGACAUUACUGAUCGAGUCAUUCGUAGUGGACAUUCCUGAUGGGAACACGAGAGAGGAAACCUACUGCUUUGUUCAGUCACUUAUCAAUUGCAACCAUAAUUGUUUAGCUGAAGUCUCUGAAAAAAUGGCAUUGCACAGCGGUAACUCUGGACAGAACAAUCCUGCAGAAGAUUGAUUUUUUAAUCCUAUGAUUUAUGAUCUAUGUAUGCUUUAGAUUUUAGGUUACUGCCUCAUCAAUCAUUGAUUCAUCAAUUGUUUAAUUUGGCUACUCUUAGUAGAGAUUAAUUAAUUUUAAUUGUGAACUAUGCACUAAUUUAUUUUUAUCUUGUUUGUAUGAAACUUAUUAAUGGAGUCAGUUGUACAUGGUGCAUUACUUCA